This is a messenger RNA of Juglans regia (Persian walnut), 2948 nucleotides long. Its product is annotated as two-component response regulator ARR1. The transcript has 6 exons. The record is from RefSeq and is a predicted model, not a curated record. Gene Ontology annotation, molecular function: DNA-binding transcription factor activity; DNA binding. Lineage: Eukaryota; Viridiplantae; Streptophyta; Magnoliopsida; Fagales; Juglandaceae. Gene Ontology annotation, biological process: cytokinin-activated signaling pathway; phosphorelay signal transduction system. The coding region runs from base 332 to 2377 and encodes 681 amino acids.
CACCAACGAAAAAUAUUAGCACAAACCACACAUAAAUCGAGCUUCAAUUCGAGCAGAGCAAAGCCCUGGUCUCCAAGUUCGAUAAUCUCACAUGCACACGCACAUAUAUGUAUAGAAACUCAGAUUCUCUUUCUCUUUCCCUCGGAUUCUCGGUUAACUGUACUGGGUUCAUUGAAUUUCGAACUGGGGGUAUCAGGCUUUUGAUGCCAAGUUCGACCAUGCGAUUCGGUUUCUUUCUUUCUGCGUGAAUCUCUCUCUCUCUCUCUCUCUCUCUCUCUCUCUCUCUGUUUUUGUUUUCUGGGAUUUGGGUAUUUUGUUUUGGUUUUGAGAAAUGAAUCCAAGUAACGGGAAGGGAUCUAUUGCAACGGCCAGUUCAAGCGGAGCUUGGAAAGUCGGCGAUGUCGUUCCAGACCAGUUCCCGGCGGGGCUACGUGUGUUGGUCGUCGAUGAUGACCCCACAUGCCUUGUGAUCUUAGAGAAGAUGCUCCGGGCUUGUCUUUAUGCAGUUACCAAAUGCAACAGAGCGGAAAUUGCAUUGUCGCUGCUACGAGAGAACAAAAAUGGGUUUGAUAUAGUUAUAAGUGAUGUUCACAUGCCCGACAUGGAUGGAUUCAAACUCCUAGAGCACAUUGGGCUGGAGAUGGACCUGCCUGUAAUCAUGAUGUCGGCAGAUGAUGAGAAGAAUGUUGUCAUGAAGGGCGUGACUCAUGGUGCUUGUGAUUACCUAAUCAAACCAGUGCGGAUUGAAGCAUUGAAGAACAUAUGGCAGCAUGUGGUUCGGAAGAGAAAGAAUGAGUGGAAGGAAUUGGACCAAUCUGGUAGCCUUGAAGAUGGAGAUCGGCAACAAAAACCGUCUGAUGAAGUGGAGUAUUCAUCCUCAGCUAAUGAAGGGAAUUGGAAAAGCUCGAAGAAGAGGAAGGAUGAGGAAGAAGAUAUCGAGGACAGGGACGAUACAUCCACGUUAAAAAAGCCACGGGUAGUUUGGUCGGUUGAGCUCCAUCAACAGUUUGUGGCUGCUGUUAACCAACUAGGCAUUGACAAAGCUGUUCCUAAGAAAAUUCUGGAGUUGAUGAAUGUUCCUGGACUUACUAGAGAAAAUGUUGCUAGUCACCUUCAGAAAUAUCGCUUGUAUCUUAGAAGGCUAAGUGGGGUUUCACAGCACCACAGCAGUUUGAAUAAUUCUUUCAUCAGUGCUCAAGAAGCAACUUUUGGAUCAAUGUCUUCACUCAAUGGGCUUGAUCUUCAAACGCUCGCUGUUACUGGUCAACUCCCAGCACAAAGUCUUGCCACUCUUCAAGCAGCAGGGCUUGGUAGGCCAACUGCAAAAUCUGGCAUUCCCAUGCCACUGGUAGAUCAAAGGAACCUUUUUAGCUUUGAAAACCCAAAACCAAGGUUUGGAGAAGGGCAACAGCAACAUUUGAGUAGCAGUAAACCAGUGAAUUUACUUCAUGGAAUUCCGACAACUAUGGAGCCAAAGCAGCUUGCCAAUUUGCACCAAUCUGCACAGCCACUGGGGAACAUGAAUGUGCAAGUCAAUGCGCAUGGAGGACACAGUAGCUCCUUGCUGAUGCAGAUGGGCCAAACACAAUCAAGAGGGCAGAUUCUAAAUGAAUCUGCAGGCAGCCAUGUCCCUAGGCUUCCAUCAUCCGUAGGACAUCCUGCUAUAUCAAACGGCAUUGCUGGUGGGGUUAUUGGAAUAAAUGGGAUUGGUGAUAACAGCAGAGGGAUAGGGUACAAUCAAGUUCGGCCAACCUCUUCAAUGUUGAGUUUUCCCAUGAACCACACCUCAGAAUUGGCAAGUAACAGUUUCCCUCUUGGAAGUACUCCUGGGAUAUCCAAUAUCACACCUAAAGGAGCAUUUCAGGACGAGAUUAAUUCAGAAAUAAAAGGAUCCACAGGAUUUGGGGCAAGUUAUGAUAUUUUCAAUGACCUGCACCAGCAAAAAUCCCAAAAUUGGGAAUUACACAAUGUUGGCUUGCAAUUCAGUGCCUCUCAAAAUGCAAAUCGUUUACAAGGAAAUCUUGAUAUCUCACCAUCAGUAUUGGUUCGUCAAGGGUAUUCUUCUAGCCAAACGAGUGGACAGAACAGGAAUGUAUCAGAUAUAGGCAGGGCAGUGUUCUCAGGGGUGGAAAGUACUCAGCAAGGGAAUACACAAAUUAUUGGUCAACAGCUUAAUAACUUUCUUGUUGAUAAUUCCGUCAGGGUGAAGGCUGAAAGCAUCCCCGAUGCAGGUAGUCAGUCAAUCCUCUUUCCUGAAAAUAAUUUUGGUCAGGAGGAUCUCAUGAGUGCACUCCUCAAACAGCAGCAAGGAGGUAUUGCACCAGCUGAAUCUGAGUUCGACUUAGAUGGAUAUUCUAUUGAUAAUAUUCCCGUGUAGAGAGAGCCGUACUCCAGUUCUUUCUAUGAUUGCAGUUUCUGAUGUACAUACUUGCUGCCACAGAUGGAGACUUUACCAUGCAAUCACACAAUGGAGAUUCUAUUUCCAACCUGAAGAAACAGGGCUACAUUAUUUCACUCACUGGCAUCUUCCUAGCUGAAUAGCCUGCUAUGUUGGUUUUAACCUCAACAUGUAAAGUUCGGAACAAUGGACAAUUGAGAUGAUUCAGUUACAUUGGCACAAAUUGUGAAGCCGGUAAGAUACCACUGGAUGAUAUACAAAGGCGGGCAUGCAAAUUUUGACUGCUUUCAGUAGCAAAACAUAGCAAAGAACUGCUAGCUUUAGGUGGUUGAAGGUGUCCAUUGGUUGAGCUCAUAUUGAGUUUGUGGAGAGGAGGUUUUGACACAUCUGCAGAUUUAUAGGAGCUUUCUAAGUCUAUUUAGCAUGUUAAGUUUGAAUGUUUUUCUCAGAUCUUUUAUUCCUUUUUAUUUUUUUUCCUCAUCUUCAGCAAUUAUGAUGUAUAUAUUCAAUUUUAUGCUCUAGACAAAGUCUGGGUAUUCUUUUCUGGUUA